Mycena indigotica is the source of this 1170-nucleotide messenger RNA. RefSeq lists its product as uncharacterized. The transcript is spliced from 4 exons. NCBI's taxonomy places the organism in Eukaryota, Fungi, Basidiomycota, Agaricomycetes, Agaricales, Mycenaceae. The record is from RefSeq and is a predicted model, not a curated record. The coding region runs from base 1 to 1170 and encodes 389 amino acids.
AUGAACACAUCUCAAAUGGAGCGCGUUGAUUCGCUCUGGUUCAACGAUGGAAACAUCAUCAUUGAAGCCCAUGGAGUCCUUUUCCGCGUCUACCGAGGUCUCUUGGAAGCACGAUCUCCCGUUUUUGCGGACUUGCUUGCAUUUCCUCAGCCUGAUGACUCUGAAACUAUCGACGGAUGCCAAGUAAUGCACUUGGAGGACUCUGCUGCCGACAUGCUUUACUUUCUCAAGGCACUUUUCGAUUACGAAUUCUUUGCACCUUAUCCAGCAAAGACUGACUUCGACUCAAUUCAUGGUAUACUGAGGCUGGGCACGAAAUAUCGUGUCGAGCCACUUCGUCGACGCGCUCUCCAACACCUAGCGUCGGCCCAUCCUACAUCGCUUGCUGCCUGGGACAGUCUUUGUUCUAUCCCUUCUAACUCCACUUCGUCCUUCGCGCCACCGGCCUAUGCUGGACCUUCGUUUGACUUUUCAAAUCUUGAGUUGCCUAUCAUCACUCUUGCUCGAGCGGCCCAUGCGAAUUGGAUUCUGCCGACUGCAUUUUUCAGAGCCUUGGCAACGUUGUCUAGCGCAGACAUUCUGGACGGUAUCGAUUAUACUAGUGUGCAUGUUGAGCUUGAACGAGCCGACAAGGUACUCUUACUCGAAGCAGGUUCUACCUGUCUCGGUGAGCCUAUAGCAGACAUACUGGGCUUCCUCUGGAGUCCGACUGUAAUACCUGGCUGUGAGAACGCAAAUUCUGGCGGACCAGCGUCGAAUGGGAUUACCAACGCUUGCACCUCAAGCCGGCUUAUGAUGCGUGUGGCAGCCGAACGAUGGCGGUCUGAAGCUCUUGCGUUGUUGCCGAUAUGUGUGUCUAUUGCAACCCCAAAGGGAUUCGCAACGGUGGGUGACGAAAAUGGUGAUGCCGAGCUCUCCGAUGGGAUGAAGAGCGAAACACUCCAUACGGAAGGCAGCAGAGUUGGUCAAUCAGACGAAGAUCAGGAAGGUCGGGCUAUCUGGAGUGAAGAGGAUUUUUCGCGCCUCUCAGUUUGUGGCCCCUGUCUUGCGCAUAUGAAGACAGACUGGGCCGCUCGGCGAGCUCGAUUUUGGGAACGCUUGCCAAGCUUGUUCGGACUGGAAACUUGGGAAGAGUUGGAGCGCCAAAGAUUUGAACAAGCUGGAUGGUAG